CAGUCUCUCCGAUUUUUCAAAUCAUCCUCAAAGAAAUCAAUCAUGAAGUGCAUCGCAGCUGUAGUCAUGAUGGUUCUGGCCGUUGUUGCCACCAGCGAGGCAUCAUGGGCUCCAUUGGCAUACUCCACCCCGUAUACCACCUUGGUUCAGAACAACGCCUACGCUCGCUAUGAGGCUGCUCCCUGGGGAUAUGCUGCGGCCCCAGCGGUGUCCUAUGCUGCCUACAACUACCACCCAACUGCCUACGUUCAUCAGCCAGCUGUUCCGGUGGCCGUCUAUGCCCAGCAGGAGGCUCGCUACCUGGCUGCCAACCGUGGAGCCGUCCAUGAUGCUCCACUUCCGGGACAUACCGUUUCGCAGCAGUCACUGAACUUGGCCCCAGCUCCGGGAACGCUUUAAAUUGUUGUGUUGAGAGAUGAUGAAAUGUGAUGUGAUGUGAUAUCAGUGUAAAUAUACUGUUAGAAU
Molecule: messenger RNA, 465 nt
Organism: Ochlerotatus camptorhynchus
Lineage: Eukaryota; Metazoa; Arthropoda; Insecta; Diptera; Culicidae
Product: adult cuticle protein 1-like
Exons: 2
Coding region: 43-399 (118 amino acids)
Source: RefSeq, a predicted model, not a curated record